CACAUUCUCAUGCCCACUCUCACUUACCCUCUUCCCAUUAAUUCUUUUCCUAUUAAUUUUUUUCAUUUUUUCUUAUUUUUCCUGUGUUGUGUUUUUCUUUUCCCAACCAAGCCCACCACCACAAAGUCUCCUAAACCUAGCCUUCUUGUUCUUCAUCACCAUGACUGUGUCGCCUGCCGUCCCGUCUGUUGACAAAAAGGAACGUGUCCUCAUCGCCGGCGCCACUGGUUUCAUCGGUCAGUUCAUGGCGGAGGCCAGCCUUGCUGCCGGUUAUGCCACCUACUUGCUCGUCCGGCCAGGACCCAUCAGCCAAUGCAAGUCCGCCGUUGUCAAGGGGCUACAAGAGAAAGGUGCCGCUGUCAUUUAUGGGGUGAUAAAUGAGCAGGAAUUAAUGGAGAAGAUUCUAAAAGAUUAUGAGAUAAGCAUUGUGGUAUCAGCUGUGGGAGCCAGAAACUUGCUGGACCAGCUCGUCCUGGUGGAAGCCAUGAAGUCCGUUAAAACUAUCAAGAGGUUCAUGCCGUCAGAGUUCGGGCAUGAUGUGGACCGGGCGGACCCGGUGGAGCCGGGUUUGGGGAUGUACAAACAGAAGCGUCUGGUGAGGCGCGUGGUGGAGGAGGCUGGGGUUCCCUACACUUAUAUAUGCUGUAACUCCAUUGCUUCUUGGCCAUACUACGACAACUGCCACCCUUCCCAGAGUCCUCCACCGUUGGAUCAACUUCAUAUCUACGGCGAUGGCACCGUCAAAGCCUACUUCGUUUGUGGGCCUGACAUCGGGAAAUUCACCAUGAAAGCUGCAAGUGAUAUCAGAGCCUUGAAUAAGAGCCUCCAUUUCCAACCAGCCACCAAUUACUACAACAUGAACGAACUCGCUUCCAUGUGGGAAAAGAAAGUCGGUCGCACGAUUCCCAGAGUCAUCAUCACUGAAGAUCAUCUUCUCGCUGUAGCUGCUGAGAACAUUGAGCCAAGGAGUUUUGUGGCAUCCUUCACUCACGACAUCUUCAUCAAAGGGUGUCAGAUCUUCAACCCGGACGGAGCCGGUGAUGUGGAGAUCGGAACACUGUAUCCUGAAGAGACCGUAAGGAGCUUGGAUGAUUGCUUUGAGGAUUUUGUUCUGAUGAUCCCCCCGCCGCCGGCGGAGACGAAGAAGACGACGACGGACCUCCGAGAAAGCGGCAAUAACAGUAAUGAUAAUAAUGUCGUUCCCAAUAAUAAUAAUAAUACCAGUAACAGCAACGACGCUGCAGCCGCCACAAAGUCGGCUGUGGUCAAGGCAGCGCCGCCGAUCUCCGCCAUGUGUUGAAUGAUCACCAUGAGUUCAUAUAAUAAUAUUUACUAGUAUCUGCUGUUUUUUUUCCUUUGUUUUUUAACCAUUAUUGGGGAUUGAUUUGAUUUGUGGGAUGGGAAUCUUGUUUAUUUAUAUAUGGUGAUACCUGGUGGUCGUGCACUGUUUGAACAAGGAUAAACCCAUAUGAGUAAUUAAUGUUUUAAGGCUGCUAUUUUGUUCAA
This is a messenger RNA of Prosopis cineraria, 1506 nucleotides long. Its product is annotated as leucoanthocyanidin reductase-like. Bases 161 to 1300 code for a protein of 379 amino acids. NCBI's taxonomy places the organism in Eukaryota, Viridiplantae, Streptophyta, Magnoliopsida, Fabales, Fabaceae. Gene Ontology annotation, molecular function: oxidoreductase activity. The record is from RefSeq and is a predicted model, not a curated record. The transcript has 5 exons.